CUGCUGUUUGUGUUUCCUUGACGCGAACGAGCACCGUUUGUAAAAGAGAGGUCACACAGUUAAAAUAAAAAUGCAUACUCCUCCAGUGCACUAUUGAAUUUGUUUGUAUAAAAUGACACGUGUUUAAUGUGUUAUUUUUUUUAUUUAUUUUAAUAUAUUUCAUUGAGUUACUCAUGAAAUGUUCUAGCGCUUGAAAACUGAUAUUUAUGUUCCAUCCUGCGGGGAAGCAACGAAUUUGCUGCACAAACAGCUACACCGGAGAACGGAAACCUGACGUAGUAUUGACGUGACAGCAAUGCACAGCUAAUUUAAAAGAAAACUCGACAGAUUAUAUGGUCGAAUACAGCUCACGAUCAACAGGAAAACACUCAAGCAAGUUGGGUUUGCUGUCGCCAGAGGAUAAAAGUAUUCAAGACUCCACCAGGAUUCCCCAACCUCUCAUUGUUAUGGGUAAUUCCAGGGUAAUUCCAGAUGAGUGGUUGUAAUCCAGGAUAAUUUACCCAAUGAUGUAAAAUGCACAAAAACCUCAUCACACUACAGUGAGUACAGGCUUUGAGGACAAGAUGUCAGACAUGAUCGCUGCUUUGGUUCACGCCUCCGAGAAGGCUGCGAAGAUUGCUCGGGCCUGCAGACUGGAGGAGUCCCUCUUCGGACUGCUAAUAGAAGAAAAGAAAGAGGGAGAGAAGAACAAGAAGUUUGUCACUGAUUUUAAGACGCUAGCAGAUGUUCUGGUGCAAGAAGUUAUAAAGCAUGAUGUAGGAAAACAAUUCCCAGGCAUAGAAAAUAACAUAUUUGGAGAAGAAUCAAAUGAAUUUAUGAAUGGGCUAGGGGAGAAAAUUCAUGUUAAAGUUUGUGAAACAGAGCAGGAAACGGCAAAGCUUCUCAGUAAAGUCCUUGAUGGCAACAUGAAAGCAGCCGAAGUCCUUGCUCGAUCAGCCCAUCAAAACAUUGUCAUUCCUGACCUGAACACCGGGAGGAUUGAUAUUCCACAGGACCGCUUGGGAGUGUGGGUAGAUCCAAUAGACUCAACUUUUCAGUAUAUAAAAGGGGUUUCUGAUUCCAAACCGAACAAUAACAUUUACAGCUGUGGUCUUCAGUGUGUGACUAUUCUUAUCGGUGUAUAUGACUUGCAUUCUGGAACACCAAUAAUGGGAGUUGUCAAUCAGCCUUUUGCAGUACAGGAUCCAGAAACACAAAGAUGGAGUGGACAGUACUAUUGGGGGAUUUCCUAUGGUACAACCAAUGUUUGUUCUCUCGGGCCACACAGCAAAAACGGGGGUGUUUCAUCAGAAUCCAACUCCAUGCCUGCACCCCAACACCUCAAAAAGGGCAGCGCUGCCGAUUUGGAAGAGGAGCGUUUUUCAGCUGUCCUGAGCACGGGGGAAACCGUGUGUGUCCAGACCCUGCUAAAGGAGGCCUGUGGAGAUAAUAUUCACUAUGCAGCUGGAGCUGGCUACAAGAGCCUUUGUGUUGUGCUUGGAUUUGUAGAUGUAUAUGUGUUCUCAGAAGACACUACCUUCAAAUGGGACUGCUGUUCCCCUCAUGCUAUCUUAAAGUCACUGGGCGGAGGAAUGGCAGACCUCAAGGAGUGUCUGAGGAGGAGGCAGGAUGGGAAUCGGGAGGACUGUUCAGAGUUGGUCUACAAUGUACCAGUGCAAGAUGUCAAAGGGGCAGAUAGGUGGGCAAAUAAAGGGGGUCUUGUGGCAUAUAGAUCCCAUAAGCAUUUAGAGGCUGUCUUAAACCUAUUGUCAGGUAUUUCAGUAUAGAGAUACAUACAUGUUUGUUGUCUUAAUCACUUUAUCGUUUUUUAAUAAGUAGAUUGUACAUUGUACUAUUUGAUGUCAAUCUGUAGUGCCUCUCAGAUCCAGUCCUCAGUAUCGGUUCAGGUUUUUGUUUCAGCUUGGCCCUAAUAAAUGUGUUAUGUAGUUUGAUGCACACAGAAUACUUAUGAAAGUUUAUCCAAUCUAAAGCCUGUAAAUUGUGAUUUUAUUUAUAUUGGAAAGCAGUGCAAAAUUUUACAAGAAAAUUAAAUGAGAUUGUGGUAAAAACAAAAACCUGGAGUGUAAGUAGUCACUAGCUAGUGAAAUUGUGGAGGACUGGACUGUUGUAAAUGUGCCCCUAGUGUAACUGGAAGUGUUUUGUGAUGCACUGCUAUUAUAGAGCUUGGGUACCUGGAGUGUUCAUGUUCUCACCCAGCCUCUAAUUAAGAGUUUGCACUUUCAAACUAUGAUAUACUUUUCCUCAACCCAUUUUCUUGCUCAUUAGUUAAUACUGACUCUAAGACCUGCUGUGUAUAUCAUCCAUAACUAUUAAACACUCCGUAGUCCUGACUUCAGUGUAGUAAAUCUAAUAUAAUAAAUGGCCAUGUUUUUCACUAUAUUACAGUUGUCACAUGCCAUGUGGUUCAGCUCCUUUGAAUGAAAUUGGCUCAUGUUGUGCCUCCUUCCUUUAUCAGUGGUGCCACCCUGUAUCUCUUACACAUUGUUACAUUAUAAUGAAUUUGUCACACAGUUUUUCAAUGUAAAUUGAAUGCGUUUUCUCCACUAUGGUUGCUCUUAUUCAUAUAGUGCUGGCACAGUAAUUAUCCAUUGCAUAUAAAUGCAUAUAAUCUGUAGCAUAAAGUACUCCUUAUUAUUAAACCGUUUUUUAGUGAUUGAAAAUGUUUCUAUAAUCAAGGUGCUGACAUUUUUAUGGCAACAGUCACUCUUAAAUAUGUAAUCAGUGAGUAGCUGUGGUAACAAGAUAAACAAGUAUGUGUUACUAUAGGCUAAGUGCAAUUGGUUUAAGGGCCAAGCUGUUGUAUUAUUAUAAUUAUUAGCUAUGUAGAAUUCCAGUUUGUGUAAUAGGCUUGAAAUAUAAGGUUCUGUAAAUGUAAUGAAACUGUCACUGUUUUUUGCAAUAUUUUCCCUUGUUAAUCUGUGUAAUUCAAUAUCUGUAUGUACAGUACAUGCAGUACACUUUAAAGUCGAAAUUAAAGGUCAAAUCAUG
Polyodon spathula (Mississippi paddlefish) is the source of this 2988-nucleotide messenger RNA. Its product is annotated as inositol polyphosphate 1-phosphatase-like. NCBI's taxonomy places the organism in Eukaryota, Metazoa, Chordata, Actinopteri, Acipenseriformes, Polyodontidae. The coding region runs from base 564 to 1766 and encodes 400 amino acids. Gene Ontology annotation, biological process: phosphatidylinositol phosphate biosynthetic process. Gene Ontology annotation, molecular function: inositol-1,4-bisphosphate 1-phosphatase activity. The record is from RefSeq and is a predicted model, not a curated record. The transcript is spliced from 7 exons.